Cuscuta europaea is the source of this 864-nucleotide messenger RNA. NCBI's taxonomy places the organism in Eukaryota, Viridiplantae, Streptophyta, Magnoliopsida, Solanales, Convolvulaceae. The record is from the annotation of a GenBank genome assembly.
AUACAGCACGCAUAUCAAAUCCCCAAUUCCAUUCCAAAAACAAAGUUCUAAAUUCUUCUACACAUCUACAACACCUAGAAAGAUCAGAAGACGGUGCUGAUCCAACCCUCUUUGAUCAAUGUCUAGAGGCGCGCCUUUACACAAAGAUGCGCCGUGGAGGGCCGCCGCUACUGCUAGACCCAUCCCCAAAAUCCACCACUCUCCACUCAUUCGCAUCACUCAAACCCCCUAUUCCGACUAUGCCCUUUCCGUGAUGAAGCACCCUGAUCCAAUUGGGGGUGGGCUAGGAAUGGCGGCCAUAGUGGAGGCAGCUGGACCGGAAUGCAUCAUCCCAGGACAGACUGUACCCAUCAAAUUACUUGGUCUUAAGGUAUGGCCUAUUGUGAUGGAUUUGAAGUUUAUGGAACCCGUGGCACGACAACUUCACCUCAUUGGGAAGUUCAUGGAUUCAGCAGUUGAUUUGAUGAACAAAUCCUUCAUUGAUCGCUAGAUCUGCUGUUGUUUGAAGGAGUUAAAACUGAUGGAGGCAUUAUCGGCAUUGAUUGAUUGAUUAUUAAAAGAGAAAUAGGUGCCCCAUCCCAUCCUGCGUUUUGCUAAACUUAAGUAUGUGGCACCAUCUAAAGUAUAUCUAAUGACCAUUGAUGUAUAAAGUGAAUCUUUUGUUUCAUUUUAGUAUACUCUUUCUUCUUUCCUGAUUUGUCGCUUGGUGGAAGUGUGGAACCCUCAACUCUCCCUACUCUCUAUAAAUAAUCCUGCUUUCUAUACAUUUUUAUACUCUGAAUCAUCUUCAUCUUCUCCAAUUCUCUCUACAUAUAUUUAUACAAUUAUUAUAUCACACUUUUAUAUUAAUUAUCUACUUAUAAA